Messenger RNA from Mugil cephalus (flathead mullet), 815 nucleotides. RefSeq names its product hepcidin antimicrobial peptide (gene hamp). The coding region runs from base 220 to 495 and encodes 91 amino acids. NCBI's taxonomy places the organism in Eukaryota, Metazoa, Chordata, Actinopteri, Mugiliformes, Mugilidae. The transcript is spliced from 3 exons. Gene Ontology annotation, biological process: defense response to bacterium; intracellular iron ion homeostasis. The record is from RefSeq and is a predicted model, not a curated record. Gene Ontology annotation, cellular component: extracellular region.
CUGCAUACUCAACCAUCAGACAGCGGAAGAGCUGACGAGGGUCAGUGAGAGAUCUGAAGAAAUCCACUUGCCCAGACAAUCGCCAUCCAUCACUGAAGCUGAAGAAUAAAUUGAAGACAUUGUGGUGAUCUUCGGCCACCCAACACCCAUGAGAAAGAAGACCUAUCAACUCUAAUCUUCAAAGGAUUUAAUAACUACACCAUCUGAACCCCGACCAAAAUGAAGGCAUUCAGCAUUGCAGUUGCAGUGACACUCGUGCUCGCCUUUAUUUGCAUUCUGGAGAGCUCUGCCGUCCCCUUCGCUGGGCAGGUGCAGGAGCCGGAGGAGGCAGGGAGCAAUGACACUCCAGUUGUGGCACAUCAAGAGAUGUCAAUGGAAUCGUGGAUGAUGCCAAAUCACAUCAGGCAAAAGCGCCAGAGCCACCUCUCCCUGUGCCGCUGGUGCUGCAACUGCUGCAGAGGCAACAAGGGCUGCGGCUUCUGCUGCAAGUUCUGAAGACUCCCGCGAUGGCCACAUUAGAUUAAUUUAUUUAGCUUCAUUUGUCUAAAGACCCUUCCUUCAUCUCUUUCUCCGAUGCAUUCACAGCGCUGUAAACAUUUUUGUAGCAGUUUCAAGAGGUACGAAUCAAGGAACAGCACUGGCAAAUGAAUAGCCGUACUAUUUUAUAUUUAUUUUGUACGUUUUAACAUUUUCACCCCUUUUUUUGUAAGCUCAAUGAGAUGUAAAUUUCUUUUUAAGAACAAGUCAAAGGUGGCUGUUUUUUUCAUAUUCAUGUUUUUGGUCAAAUAAAUAAUGAACAUGUGAAGCAACUGAAA